AUGUAUGAAAAAAAUAAAGAUGUCAAUAAUUAUGUAUACGAAUGCAGGAAAAUCAUUUACACAAUUUCAGAAUGUUCAACCUUAUCCGAUACGGUUGGAACUUUCACUGCAGUUGGUACAAACGAUCAUUCAGUUACUCGACAAGAUGAACGAUGGAAAGAGUCUUGUAGGGCUGAACGUCGAGCUAUAAAACUAUGGGAGUGGAAAUAUCGUGAAAUUAAAGAAUUAUACGGCAAGUCGCAAACCAACACAGAUAAUACAAAGGAAUUAUCUGCUGAGCCCGUAAGUGACGACAAGGAAAAGAGCAUAAGUGAAGAAUUGAUUGCCUUGCAAAAUCAGUUUUUCUUGAAUAAAGUUAACUACAUGAUGCAGCAUUAUUAA
Molecule: messenger RNA, 381 nt
Organism: Trichoplax adhaerens
Lineage: Eukaryota; Metazoa; Placozoa; Uniplacotomia; Trichoplacea; Trichoplacidae
Exons: 5
Coding region: 1-381 (126 amino acids)
Source: RefSeq, a predicted model, not a curated record